Molecule: messenger RNA, 1481 nt
Organism: Ilex paraguariensis (yerba mate)
Lineage: Eukaryota; Viridiplantae; Streptophyta; Magnoliopsida; Aquifoliales; Aquifoliaceae
Source: the annotation of a GenBank genome assembly
CCGAAAUCAGUGUAAAAUCCGGGAAGAGAGACGAAAGAGAGAGAGAGAGCGGGAUAAGGGCAUGAAGAGGUCGUUUGGCGGUGGCAGAGGAAUGGGUGGCGGCAGUGGUGGAGGAGGUGGCAGCAUGUUAAAGAUAGUCCAAAGGGCCGUGAGGACUGGCGUUGGUAGUGGUGGUGCAGCCCCAGAGUCCUUUUCUCAUUCAACCACCACCGCCACCGCCACCACGACCAACACUUCUAAACCAAGACCCACUUACAAGCCAAAUACUUCAAACGUUCCUUCACUGUCCUCUUCAACUAGUUCAACACCUUUUUCUUCAUUCAACCUUCCAAUAUCCGCCACCUCCACCGGACCCACUUGGCCUUCUUGUUCAUCCCCUACCUAUAGUAAUGAUGAGUUUGAUUGGGAGUGUGUUGAUGGAAUUGAAGAUGAAAGGGCAAUUGGGUUUUAUGAUGAUUUUGUUUUUGGGACUGUUCCAUCUGAGGAUGAAGUUCAACGUGCAAUCUCUGCUCUUCAACAAGUCCUUGAUCCAGCCUCAUUUUCACAGUUCAUGAAGGAUAGACUUGCUUAUAACUCAAAUAAGGAUGUUGGAGAUCAAGCUAGUUGUCCAACCGGUACCAUACAAAGAGUCACUUCUGUUGGAUCUGACCUGGAUUGGAUUGAGCCCUCACUGCAUCUAUGUAAUUCACAAAUAUUGCAGUCCCACGGAUCUGAAAGAGUUUAUGACGCUUUCCAUUUAUUGCAGACUGAGCCUUCUAUCCAGAGAAUGGUAAUAUCAUUAUCAUCAGAUAAAGCUGUUUGGGAUGCUGUUUUGAACAAUGAGGUGGUUCGGGAGCUUAGAGAGACACUCAAUGAAGCUGACAACAAUGUUCUCGAGGGUUCAGAUGAGGGUCCUGAUGGCUCCAAUGCAGCAACGGACAUACUAAGUUGGAUCUUUGUCAACACUAAGGCAAAAAUCGUGGAAGUAAUUGAGAGAAUUACGAAGCUGGUAAAUGAGUUGUUUCAGCCUCCUGACAGUGAGAAGACAGUAGCAGCAGCCACAGAUCCAUUCAAGGAAACACUAAGAACUUCUUUCCUACUCUCAGUUGUGGUCCUCUUGAUUGUGGUUGUUACUCGAGCCCAUAGGGCUUGAUCAUUAUUCGACGACAUGACAGAGGGUGUCUCCCCUCACAGACUUGCAAGGGCGGUAGCUUUCCCACCAUCUUGUAGGUUGAGUUGUUUUUCGCUACAGAAAUGUAUAUGUUGACAUGGCUGGUUUUGUGUACAGGGAACAUAGUUGUACUUCAUAAAGUCUUGUUUGGUUGCUAGCUAUGGAAGUCUUGUAUGGAAGGUUAUGGGGGCAUUGGAAAGUGUUAAAACGUGUAUAAAAUUGUUGGAACUCGAUACUUUUUAGAUGCUUAUUAGUAUCAAGUUUCUAGAAUACAGUAGUAAGAACUGACCUCUUGAUUAUGACUCAUACAAGUUAAAGGUUAAAUUCAUAU